AGCACGUGGUCAAGUGUUUAAGAGAAAAAUGGCCCUCAAAUACGUCAUCAUCGCCGUGGUUGCGUUCCUCUGCGUCGAAACCCUCAGCGCUCUCAGUCUCGCGAAGCGCUCUCUGGCUUCGGACGCGUCGGCCAACUCCUCGGCGGAAGUCCAAACCAAGGAGAUCUGCCAGGGGAGGACUCCGUGCGGGUGGGCCGUGUACAACAAAAUGACGCGGUUUAUCGACUACUUCAUGCGGAAUAAGUGCGACUGCAGCAAGGAGAAGAGGUGUCUCAGGGACGACGACGACAUCUCCAUCACGGCCUAUGUGUACCGCUGCAAGAUCGACGACGGCCCCAAGACCACCUCAUGAGGCCCACCCCAAGCCUAGUCCCAAUCUCAUUGCCUCUAUAGUAUCCAGUAUUUCACCCGAUUUAGUACUUAGCAGCGGUCCAGCGCCGUCUUUACUUAAACCAAAAAUUUGCAAGCAGUGCAAUUUGCCAUUAGUUUAGUCUAGGUUUACCACCUGUGCUGUAUUUAUUUUUAUUUAUGUAUUUAUCGCAGUAUUUGAAUUAUCAAAAUUACUCAACUUGUUUUUAUACGCGCGGAAAAUUUAUGCAAUAAAACCGACUCAAAGCCAA
Molecule: messenger RNA, 620 nt
Organism: Tribolium madens (black flour beetle)
Lineage: Eukaryota; Metazoa; Arthropoda; Insecta; Coleoptera; Tenebrionidae
Exons: 3
Coding region: 29-352 (107 amino acids)
Source: RefSeq, a predicted model, not a curated record